Molecule: messenger RNA, 3471 nt
Organism: Branchiostoma belcheri (Belcher's lancelet)
Lineage: Eukaryota; Metazoa; Chordata; Leptocardii; Amphioxiformes; Branchiostomatidae
Product: polycystic kidney disease protein 1-like 2
Exons: 18
Coding region: 144-3395 (1083 amino acids)
Biological process (GO): detection of mechanical stimulus
Cellular component (GO): membrane
Molecular function (GO): calcium ion binding; protein binding; calcium channel activity
Source: RefSeq, a predicted model, not a curated record
GGAACCCGUAUGUGUGGGAUGAGUCCGCAAAGGACAUCAAGUCGUCGGUCGUGGACAUCGAGCUGAAGCAAGCCGGGAGAGGAACCCUCAAAGUCAAGGACCUGUCGGAGGACAUCACUGUGGUGUUGAAGAACGCCCCUGACAUGUUCCCCGCCCCCCGCCUGGUGAAGUACUCCCCGUUCCCUAACGACACCAUGGUGUUCCGGACCUUCAGCGCCAGGAGGAACCAGACGUACGGCGUGUUGGUCAGCCUGGUGGCCCCCUACCCGGCCGCCCUCGUGUACGGCAAGCUGGGAGGCUUCCCCAACCAGACGGACUACGACUUUAAGAAGGAGUUCAGCUGGGAUGACUUCAUCGCUAAGACUGUUCCGCCCGACGGCGACGUCCACGUCACCUACACGGUACUGCAGCCGGACACGGCAGGGGACAACGGGACUGAGGAGUACACCAUCGGGCUGCAGGUGGACGGCUGUCCACCAGAGGGAUGCCCCUACUCGGUGGACAUCACGCGGCUGGACUGCGUGUUCUGGGACCCCGGGAUAGACGCAGAGCUGGGCUCAUGGAAAAGAGACGGCUGUCGGGUGAGCCCCGCCUCCACUCUGGCCCACACCGUCUGCCUGUGUGACCACCUGACGGGGUUCGGCACCUCCGGCGGGACCGAACCCAACAGGAUCAACUUCAAGACCGUCUUCUCCAAGUUCAAGGACUUGGUCAACAACUACGCCGUGUGGACCACCAUGGUGGUGGUGAUGGGGAUGUACUUCGUCCUGAUCUAUCCCGCUCGCAGGAAGGACAAGGCAGACGAGCAGAAGUGGAGUAUCAGGAACGCGCACGGCAACCGCCGCCGCCACCGCAGCCGGUUCCUGGUGCGGGUGGACACCGGGCACGACUGGGGAGCCGGGACGCGGUCCACGGUCGGCUUCGUCCUGACAGGAGAGAAGGGCAGCACGGGCCCGAGGUCGUUUCAGCAGGACGACAUGACCUUCCAGACGGGAGGCGUGAACACGUUCCUGCUGACGACCCCGCAGAAGCUGGGCGGUCUGACCAGCCUGACGGUGUGGCACGACAACUCGGGGGAGGGGCGCCACGCCUCCUGGCUCCUGGAGAGGGUGGAGGUCACAGACCUAAGGACUAACAAAAAGACCCAGUUCGUGUGUAACGCCUGGCUGGGGGUGGAGCACGGAGACGGCUGUCUCAAGCGGACCCUGCCCCCCACAGCGGAGUCGGACGUGCCCCUGGGGCAGCGCUUCAGCCUCAAGCUCAGGGAGAAGUUCAAGGACGGGCACGUCUGGCUCUCCGUGGUGACGUCACGUCCCAAGAGCUACUUCUCCCGCGUGCAGCGGCUGUCGUGCUGCGUUUGCCUCCUGUUCUGUAAGAUGAUUACCAGCGCCAUGUGGUUCAGGGGGUCCGGGCAGGGGGCAUCCAGCGUCGUGCUCACCAUCGGAUCCGUCCAGUUGACUGCGGAGAUGCUGUUGGUGAGCCUCUGGACCACGCUCCAGACGUUCCCCAUCAACUUCAUCAUCGUGCAGAUUUUCCGCCGAUGCCGCCCAAAGGGCGUGCCGAAGUCUUCCGGCCUGCAGCUGCCCUACUGGUCCGUGUACGUGGGCUGGGCGCUGCUGGCCCUGACCACCCUGGCCUCCGGGUUCUUCCUGCUGCUGUACAGCAUGGAGUGGGGCAGGGACAAGUCCAUCCAGUGGCUCACGGCGUUCGGGCUGUCGUUCCUACAGUCCAUGGUGGUGGUCCAACCAGCAGAGCCGCUGGCCGCCUGGUCAGAGCUGCAGGAGACAGAGCAGCUGAAGCAGCAGCGCGCCGAGAGGAAGAACUGGCUGCAGCUCACCAACAACGCCAGGCAGUGCAUUCUGGGUAUCAUCAUCAUCAGUGCUGCCGUCCUGAUGGUCCAUGAGGUGUGGAGUCCUUCCGCUCCUGCCAUCAAUCAACGGCUCAAAGCUGGGUUCUCCAACGGCUCCGACUUGGUGAAGACCCAGAAGGAUGUGCUGCCCUGGCUUGAAGGUGCCUUCGCGCGUCAACUGUACCCCACACAGCAGUACAACGGCGACGCGCUGGACUGGAGGGACAGUGUGUUCAUCAGCGACAUGCCUGCCUACCGCGUGGGACCGGUCCGCCUCGGGCAGAUCAGGGCUCAAGCAGGCCAGUGCGACGUUCCACUGCCGGCUCUCCACUCCAACAAGCCGUGCGUGAUGCCGCACGUCAGCGGGACAGCAGGCGAGGCAGCCGCGUCCUUCCCGGAGUCUUCGCCCGCCACAUUCACUCACGUUCUCCGCGGGACGAUGGGCUCGUACGGCGGACCCGGCCACCGCGUCAGCCUCGGCGAGACGCGAGCAGAAAUGAUGGAAACGCUGAGGAUCCUGAAGGCAAACCGGUGGAUCGACCAGUACACGGCCGCUCUCGUUCUGGACCUGACCCUGUACCACGUCAACGCCAACCUGUUCAGCACGGUGUCCGUGCUUUUUGAGUUCCCCCCGUCAGCGGGGGCGAUCGCGACCCUCAAAGUGUCCACAUUCCCGCUGACCGCGCAGGGCAUGGCCCCCACCCUCCUUUUCGUGGCCAAGGCAGUGUUCGUCGCCUGCCUCCUGUACGUCACCAUCCGGCUGGUGAGGAACGCGCGUCAGGAAGGAAGGUCCUUCCUCCUCCAGGUCUGGACCGGCGUGGAAGUCGCGUCGGUCGCGACGUCACUCUACGUCAUCGGGGCGAUGGCGUCGAAGGACGCGUUCGCGGGCAAAGCGAAGUCGCUCAUCAGCCAAGAACUGCAGAAGGACCAACGCAGUUUCGUGGACCUGACCGAUGUGGCCUUCUGGAGUGACCAGUUCACCGCCGCCGUCGCCUUGGUGAUCUGGCUGAACCUGGUGCAACUCUGCAGCCUGCUGAGGGUCAGCGCCCGGGUUCGCACGUACCUCGAUACCCUCAUCAACAUCCGCCUGCAGCUGCUGGGCAGCCUGGCCAUCUUUAUCCUGGCCGUCCUGGGCUUCAGUAUGUCAGGCUACCUGCUGUUCUGCCCGUACGUGGAGACCUUCCGGUCCCUGUCCGCCGCCACAGUCGGCCUGACGUUCCUGCCGUGGGGACAGGUCAGCUAUGCCGUGCUCGCCACGCCGAGCGAGUUGGUGGGGCCGCUGUUCCUCUUCGCGUCCGGCUUCACGAUCCUGUACCUGCUGCUCAGCCUCACGGCGGGCGUGUUCGUCAGCGCGACCUCCGCCAUGAUGGGGGAGAAGGGGCGGGGCAAGGUGGCGGCGGCACGGCAGCGGAAGGACAGGCUCGCCAAGGCCGCUCGCGAGGCCAGGGCCGCCGCGCCGCCAGCGCGUAACACUCGGCACUACUGCAACUGCGAUGAGAGGAACGAGUGUUUCGGUCAGACCCAUACAGCCGAGACACAGGUCUAGAUCAGACUGGAGUCAAAAACACUUGUGAUGAACCCACAUUGUACGGCUGUACAAUAGUACUGUUCACAUUUAAUAG